AUGUACGAAGGGAUUGACAACCUGAAAUCCCUUUACGACCGUGCCGGGAAGACUUUCUCCGGCGGUCCUUCUGCGGCACAGGAAGUGCCGCGUCGUACUGCUCAACCAGACCCAGUACGUCAACCAUCAGUUGGGAGCGGGGCUCCCAAGAAUCCCAGGACGGGGGAUAGCCGCGCCACCGGACGAGGUAACUCGUCCGACGUUUGUUCAAGUCGCGGUGGUUCAACAGCUGCUCAACCAGAUAGCGCUGGCCACCGCGAGAGUCCUCUAAUGGAGGUGGAGGAGGAGGAAAGACGCUCUCCACACGAUCAUGUGGAUCGGUGUGUUCCCGAGAGCUUCUUUGAUCGCGUAACGCAAGGGUUACGCGACGAUCUCGAGCAUGAGCGGAAUAGGCGUCUCCAUCUGGCGUCCAAAUGGCGGACACUGCCUCGAAGCAUCGAGCUGAGUUUGCCUUUGCUCAGCUUGAGAGCGAGAGAUCUCUGA
Peronospora matthiolae is the source of this 483-nucleotide messenger RNA. NCBI's taxonomy places the organism in Eukaryota, Oomycota, Peronosporomycetes, Peronosporales, Peronosporaceae. The record is from the annotation of a GenBank genome assembly.